AUGCAGCGGUACGGGUGCCAAGACUUCGUCGAGGAGAUUGCUCAUCUCCAGAAGCUGGCCGAGAUGCUGCCAGACUCACCAGUCACCGAGAGCAUGGCCAACACCUUCAUGGCUAAGAUCCAGGGAUUCCAGUCCUGGUCCUCGGAGAGCAUCUGCCAAAUGCUUGCCAAGGCCGGCGAAGCUUCCAAACUGCCAGAGGCCAUGAAAGCAAAGAUUCUGGACACCAUCCAGAAUUUGUCCAUGAACACCGGCUCCCAGCUCAAGUUGGUGAACACUGGCCAGUCCGUCCAGCGGCUGUGUCCAUACUUGACCAGGCCAGACUGGGUCGCUUUGUCCACCCUCACGAGCCAAACGGACCAGCUGGAGCUCUUAGCCAAAAGACUCCGAGCCAUGGGACUGCAUUCUUUAAAAGAAUGCACCAAGGGCCAAGCGGUCGCCAUUGUCUUGAUGGUGCAAGCUUCGCAAGGCAAGCCAAGCCUUUCGGCAGCUGCCAUCAACUCGGCAGUCCAGGACUUCGGAAUCAUCUUCCAGUCCCUGCCAAGCAGCAAUUGCCCCGGCGCCAGCAGAUAUCCAGACCAUCCAUCAGAGAUGGGCCAGCUUUGGCUCUCCAAGGCCUAUGGUCCAGGCGACCAGCCAGAUCUGCAGGACCCAUGCCUGGCUCCAUUUUUGAAGAAAGUGCCUCUUCGAAGCACCCAUGCUUCAUUGGCCGGCGGCACCAGGUGCAGGUCCAAGCGGCCUCCAGCGACACCUCAGGGCUCCACCUUAAGCUUCGACCAGGAGCUGGAAAUGCUGAAGCUGCGGCAUGGCAGGCCCACCGCCGCAGCAACAGCAGUGUUGCCUUGGCUGUCGCCGCGAAGCAUGGUCCAGUCCCACAGCCAGAGUGCUGCCAGCACAACUGCCCCUGGCCAGGUCUUUGGCCAGAGCACAGCAUCUGCCGCUGCUUUGCCACUUCCUCCGGCAAGCCCGCCUCCUGAAGCCACGACCAGAGUCGAAGCAGCUCCCACGGAGACGACUGCCAAGGAAGACAGUGCCAAGCAGGACGCCAAGACAUUGCAGGAGUACGAGCAGGAGCAGUUCCAGAAGCUGCUGGAUGCCAAGGCCGACAAGAAGAAGAAGGCCAAGGAGGACGGCCAGGCCGACCAGAAGCCCAAGAAACAGCAUAUGAAGCGGCCAGCAGCAGCCAUGUCUACCCGACAAAGCUCGGCGAACCAGGGCACCACCUGCAACGGCCAUGAGGCUGGCAAAGGUGCCACCGCCGCCAAAGGCGGCAGCACAAAGAUCCUCUACGGAUGUAUCCGCUGUCGUGGUAAUGUUAAGGGAUGCUCCAGUUGUUGGGACCCAAACUUUCGGGGCACCCGUCUCCACGGCCGCCAAGCUUGGAGGGAGUACAUCGAGGCCCACAAAGCCAACAAGGCCAUGAAGAAGGCUCCCAAGAAGUAG
Molecule: messenger RNA, 1440 nt
Organism: Symbiodinium sp. CCMP2592
Lineage: Eukaryota; Dinophyceae; Suessiales; Symbiodiniaceae
Source: the annotation of a GenBank genome assembly